AUGGUUCAAGAUAAAAUAGAUUCUUUCUACAAAAGAAAAAGAAAUGCUACAACUGUUGAUGUUUCUGAAGCUGAACCAUUGGCAUUAGCAUUGAUUGAAACCGAGUUGCCUGAGCAAAAUCAACCAAGUCAAAAUGAAGAACAUCAGACAAAUGAACCUGUCAUAUUUAGAGGCAUUGAGUUUUUGGAGCGAGAUCCCGCAUUACGCCCACAGAUUUGGGAAUAUCCACAUGAUGUGAGAGAUGAAGUACGAAGAGCAUACAUUCGGUUAGGUCCUAUGCAACCCAAACUGAAGAAAUACAAGGCAUCCGGACCACCUGGGCAUCAAAGACGUUUCCAAUUCAGUUGGUUUAAUCUUUUUCCAUCAUGGCUAGAGUACUCAGAAAGUGGCAGCUCUGCAUACUGUUUUUAUUGCUUCCUGUGCAAUAAAAACAUCAAAAAGCGCAGUGGUUUUGAUGUAUUCACGGCAAAAGGAUUUGAUGCUUGGAAGAGAGUUAAUAAUGGAUCAAGGUGUGCGUUCUUAGCUCAUAUUGGAUCCGGACCAUGCUCUCAACACAACAAUGCAGUGAGGGACUGUCUAGCUCUAAUGAACGGAUCAAAGCCAAUUUCAAACAUCAUAGAGGUGGAGAGCAACAAGGACAGAGAAAGAGAUCGUUUACGGCUCAGAACAUCAGUUGCUACUGUUAAGUGGCUCACAGUGCAAUCUUGUGCUUUUAGAGGCCACGACGAGACAGUCAAGUCAAGAAAUAGAGGGAAUUUUGUGGAAAUGCUAAAACUUCUUGCAGAAUUUAACCCUCAAAUUGCAGCUGUCAUUUUGGAGAACGCCCCAAAAUGUUCUAGAUACAUAUCUCCUAAGAUUCAAAAGGAGAUCUUGGGUAUUUAUGCACAGAAAGUUAGGGAGCAUAUUCGCAAUGAAAUUGGUGAUUCAAAGUUCUCUAUUCUAGUGGAUGAAACAUGUGAUGCGGCGAAAAGAGAGCAAAUGGCUGUGGUUUUCAGAUUUGUAGACAAAGAUGGUGUUCUACAAGAGCGAUUCUUUCAGCUGAUACAUGUAAGGAACACCAAAUCGUUAACAUUGAAGGGAGAGUUGUCUACUCUAUUAUCCAAACAUGCUUUUGAUGUUCAAAAUCUUAGUGGCCAAGGAUACGAUGGGGCAAGCAACAUGAAGGGGGAGUUUAAUGGAUUACAAGCACUAUUUCUUAAAGAGUGUCCCUAUGCCUAUUAUGUUCAUUGCUAUGCACAUCAAUUGCAACUUGCCCUUGUUGCUGCAUCUAGGGAUGUGGUCCCUGUUAGCCAAUUUUUUCAGAAACUCCUCUUUAUUAUAAACACAGUUGAUUCCUCUUCAAAGCGACAUGACGAGCUACAUGAUGCACAACUUGCUGAAAUUGCACAGCUGAUAGAUGCUGCUCAUAUUGAAACAGGCCAAGGUGCAAAUCAGAUCAGGUCCCUUAAGCGACCAGGAGACACUAGAUGGGGAUCUCACUUAGGUUCCAUUUCCAGUCUUAUGGAUAUGUUUAAUGCUGUCAAUUCUAUUCUGCAAACCAUAGCUUGUGAUGCAACGGCUGGCUCAAACCGUGCAGAUGGAGAUACAGGUUUCAACUACUUGACAUCUUUUGAGUUUGUAUUUGUCCUAUGCAUGAUGAGAGAAAUCUUAGGAAUCAGCGAAGAGCUUGGCAAGGCUUUACAGAAAAAAUCUCAGGACAUAGUGAAUGCAAUUCGUCUAGUGUUAUCUACCAAGACCCUUCUUGAACAAAUGAGAUCAGAUGAGGGCUGGGAAAUAUUUUUCUUCCAGGUCAUCGAGUUUUGUGUGGAUCAUAGCAUUGAUAUUCCAGACAUGAAGGAGACAUACAUUCUGCGUGGUGGUCGUGCUCGACGACAGGCUGAUUAUUUCACCAAAGAGCGGUAUUUUCGAGUUGAGGUCUUUCGAGCAACUUUGGACAGCCAACUGAAUGAAUUAAAUUUGAAGUUCAAUGAGAAAGUGAUGGGUCUUUUAUCUAUAAGUGUUACUCUGAUACCAAAAAAUGGGUUUGUUUCUUUCAAUGCUAAAGAAAUUUGCAAAAUGGUGGAGAUGUACUAUCAAGCAGAUUUCACACAACAGGAUAUUAUUGGAUUGGGGCAUCAACUGAACCAUUUUGCUUUGGAUGCUUCCAAUAGUGACGAUUUGAAGAAGCCUGCAACUUUGACAGCACUUUGUCGAUGCCUUCAUGUGUCUGGACGACACAAGAUCUAUAACUUGCUUGACAGAUUGUUGCGUUUGCUUGUCACUCUACCCGUUUCCACUGCUAGUGCUGAGCGUGCAUUUUCUAGUCUGAAGAUCAUCAAGACCAGAUUGCGGAAUAAGAUGGAAGAUGAAUUUCUUGCCAAUAGCUUGCUCGUACAAGUAGAACGAGAAAUUGCAGCGCAGUACAGCUAUGAUGAUAUAAUCGCUGACUUCAAGGGCCGAAAGUAUAGAAGAGCUACUCUUUAA
Lolium perenne is the source of this 2463-nucleotide messenger RNA. RefSeq lists its product as uncharacterized. Gene Ontology annotation, molecular function: protein dimerization activity. Lineage: Eukaryota; Viridiplantae; Streptophyta; Magnoliopsida; Poales; Poaceae. The record is from RefSeq and is a predicted model, not a curated record.